Pseudomassariella vexata is the source of this 369-nucleotide messenger RNA. RefSeq lists its product as uncharacterized. Bases 1 to 369 code for a protein of 122 amino acids. The transcript is spliced from 2 exons. The record is from RefSeq and is a predicted model, not a curated record. Lineage: Eukaryota; Fungi; Ascomycota; Sordariomycetes; Amphisphaeriales; Pseudomassariaceae.
AUGCAUUUCAUAAUAAGCCUUAUCGCCCCCUGCCUCGUUGCCGCCGCAAGCGUGCAAGUUCUCCCCAGCUCGCCCGUAGAGCAGCGUCAGGAUACCCCCCGCAUCUAUGCCAAGUUCUACAAUGAUACGGCAUGCCUCGAUACCUGGGUCGAGGACACUGUCUGGCUCGAGAACCCGCCGCAGACCUGCAUUGAGAACACCAUCACCGCCACCUACGGCAGUACCUUGAUUGCCGAUAACCUCGCCACACACACCCUUCGCGUUUUCAGCCUUCCCGGCUGCAACCCCAACCAGGGUAACUACUAUGAUGUCCCCGCGGGAGUGGAGAAAUGCUAUGCGGGACAGGCCAGAUCGGUGGAAUUCCUCUAA